CAGGCAGGAAAUUUAGCUGACUCCAAGGAAGGCUAAAGAACGAUCCCCUCCUUCCUUCAAGCUUGCGAAACGGGAGAAAUGGAGCCCGCGAUGAGAAGCUUGCUCUCAGACAACGGCAGAUAUGUGCAGUCGUUCCGCUUGUUCCUUAAGAAUUCGACCGAGCACCAGUGCAUGCAAGAAUUCAUUGAAACAAAACUGCCCGAGAUUAUAUCAAGUAUAGAAAAUGAGAAGCCCGCCUUUGAUAUUCUGGGUGUAGGAAGUGGGUCAGGUGAAAUUGAUUUGCAAAUGAUUUCAAAAAUACAAGCGAGAUAUCCCGGGGUUCUGAUUAAUAACCAUAUUGUGGAACCAAGUGCUGAGCAGAUCUUAAGUUAUAAGGAACGCGUUGCCAAGACAACGGGACUCAGUGACAUCACUUUCAACUGGUACAAGAAAACGUCGCAUGAAUUCGAGGAGCAAAUACACGGAGAGAAGCAAAAUAAAAAGUUUGAUUUCAUCCACAUGAUUCAGAUGUUAUAUUAUGUGAAAGAUGUCCCCGCUACUUUAAAAUUCUUCAGGAGCUGCCUGGCGCCACAUGGGAAACUCCUCAUCAUUCUGGUGUCUGGCACCAGCGGAUGGUCUACUUUAUGGAAGAAAUAUGGAUCCCGGUUACCGCUGAAUGACCUCUGCCUGUACAUAACGGCGGGUGAUAUCCAAGACAUACUGAGUUCCAUGGGCGCAAAAUAUAAAAGCUACGAUUUGCAGUCCGACAUGGACAUAACUGAAUGCUUCGUUGAGGGCGAUCUAAACGGGGAACUUCUGUUGGACUUCUUGACUGAGACCUGUGAAUUCAAGAAAAAUGCUCCUCCUGAUCUGAAAGAUCAGAUCCUACAGGAUCUAAAAGGUCCUGGGUGCAGUUCUACCAAAGACGGGAGGAUCAUCUUCAAUAACAACCUCAGCGUCAUUGUGGUUGAGAAUCAAUAAUUUGUAGCCCAGUCCACUAAUCCACCACUCUUUUAGGAUUUCACUAUUUUCACUGAUUCAAUAAUUAACACGUAAUUUAGUAAGAAAUGUAUGCCCAUAUAUGGAACUGAAAAUAUAAGUUGUGUCUUUAUGCUAAAGGUUGGGUGGCCACUUGAUGGCUUGGGUGACCUUGGGGUUUGCUUUGCAAGCUACUCUUGACCCAAACCAAACAAUCGCCAUUAAAGGAUUAGAUCCUACCAAACACGUCCUUAAAAACAUAUUAUCAUCAAAAUAUCCAGAGAAAACAUUUUGGGGACUAAAAACAUCCAAAAAUAAAGACAGUAUAUUUCAUACAGCAGUAUGUCCUGCCUUCAUGAAUAGUCAAUGAUGAAAAAUAGCGUUUGCUCGAUGCAGCGGGUCACGCCGAGAUGUCAAGAGCUCUUGGAAAGCUUGCAAGCUGUUUAUAGCCAGGAUUAACUUUAUCUUUCAUUCACUAAUUCAUUUGCUUAUUAAAGAUUUUUAAGGGAAAUUUAUAAAA
Messenger RNA from Spea bombifrons (plains spadefoot toad), 1477 nucleotides. RefSeq names its product histamine N-methyltransferase (gene HNMT). The record is from RefSeq and is a predicted model, not a curated record. NCBI's taxonomy places the organism in Eukaryota, Metazoa, Chordata, Amphibia, Anura, Pelobatidae. The transcript is spliced from 6 exons. The coding region runs from base 79 to 960 and encodes 293 amino acids. Gene Ontology annotation, molecular function: N-methyltransferase activity.